AUGAAAGAGCCUGAGGAGGAGGGAGAGGAGCAGCGGCAGCAGGAGGAAACUCCCCUCCACCCGAUGAACUGUUUCGAGGGCAUGAAUUGGCGCCGUUGCGCAAUUAAGGGCAGCAGGUGCCCUCCUCGUAGAUCCAAGGAGGGUGAUCUAUGCAAGGGCUGUGAAGACGAAUCGGGCUGCAUUCAGUGCCCGGUCUGUACAGAAUUGCACAGAGGGCGCGAGAUGACAGGCGCUGAAAAAGCUGUUGAAUUUUGCUGGUGCUCAUGCUUGCGUCUUAGCUGUGUCAGGUGGGCUGUUCAACGAUGCCGGAGUUUGGAGAUGCACGAGGCGGUGGGAGUCAGGGGUUGCCCUGAUGGCUUGCGACUCGGGUGGUGCUUCUGA
This is a messenger RNA of Symbiodinium natans, 381 nucleotides long. NCBI's taxonomy places the organism in Eukaryota, Dinophyceae, Suessiales, Symbiodiniaceae. The record is from the annotation of a GenBank genome assembly.